CUAAACUCAUGAUGAAGAUGAAGACUUUUUAGGCUAUGCGUAGGAUGCGAGUUUCUCUCGUGUGCUCAGCACGCCCUGCAAGUCAAAGAUUCGUUACUAUAUAUCUCCAAAAGUCAGAGUGUAACAGGCUUGUACAACUCAGUGAAAUUAAAGCCAAGCAACACGCUGCUCUUUCUCCUACUGCAACCCCACAUCCAACCGCUUUUCUGAGGAUGGACUGCAUCAUUCCAUGUGUCGACUAUUGUGAGGCGCUGUUUCUUUUUUUUACACGGCUCCCGGAAUGUGAUGCAGGCCCGGCAAGCGCCUCUGGAAAAGCUUUGAUUACGCGCUAAACACUACCCCUCUCGUGAGCUGCUACUUGAGCUCAACUGCGCCGUUCGACUUUUUCACGCUCUGCGAUGCAUCACUGGAUUAUAUACAACGCUGAACUGGGGAAGGCUGCUGCAUCUGAUCGUCAAUGCCCAGACACACUGCGCUACUGAGGUGGAAGGUCGUCUAGAGGAUACGAUUCCAAGUUUAUUGGAAAAACAACGCCUUCCCACAGAGAAGGAAUCCCUUGGAUUACCUCACGUUGAUGUGGAUUGGUAUCAUCCGACUCAUUUUUCCUUAGAGACUCUUUUGCCUGCGUUGCAAAACAGUAAGCCAAGACUGCAUGCGAAAGGAUUUUCCAAGACGAUGACUACCACUACUGGAAGAGUGUGAAGAAGGCCGCACAUCUAUCGACUGCCUGCAGCUUCCAUAGAGAUACAUCUAAAAAAAGGAAAAAAGAAUUAUCAAAGGCAAAUACGCAGGGCGUCACACUUUUUUGGAAAUACUACUCAAUCGGUUGCGUUCGCGAUUUUCAAGUGAUUUAUUUUUUUUUACUUCAUUGCAUGCGUUUUAUCACCCUU
Messenger RNA from Phytomonas sp. EM1, 890 nucleotides. The record is from the annotation of a GenBank genome assembly. NCBI's taxonomy places the organism in Eukaryota, Euglenozoa, Kinetoplastea, Trypanosomatida, Trypanosomatidae.